This is a messenger RNA of Vicia villosa (hairy vetch), 1630 nucleotides long. Its product is annotated as glucosidase 2 subunit beta-like. Gene Ontology annotation, biological process: N-glycan processing. Gene Ontology annotation, cellular component: glucosidase II complex. The transcript has 6 exons. The coding region runs from base 64 to 678 and encodes 204 amino acids. The record is from RefSeq and is a predicted model, not a curated record. Lineage: Eukaryota; Viridiplantae; Streptophyta; Magnoliopsida; Fabales; Fabaceae.
CAAUUUUUGCCUCAACUAGAGAAGAAGUAAAGUCAAGUCAUUCAGAAACACUACGAGUACUCCAUGAACAUCGCCAUGGACUCCUAUUACUUCCGCUCUAUCGUAUCUUUUCUCCUCCUCGCUUCAACCGCAUCUUCCCUUUCAUUUCCAAACCCUUCUCUCCUCGGCAUUCAUCCUCUAGAUGUGAAAUAUUAUAGCUCUGAAUUCAUCAAAUGCAAGGAUGGAUCAAAAUCCUUCUCUAGAGACCGUCUCAAUGACAAUUUCUGUGAUUGCCCUGAUGGCACUGAUGAACCUGGAACUUCAGCUUGUUCAGCUGGAAAGUUUUAUUGCAGAAACCUAGGAAGCAAGCCACUGUUUAUAGUUUCUUCCCACGUUAAUGAUCGGUUUUGUGAUUGUUGUGACGGGAGUGAUGAGUACGAUGGAAUUGUUCGUUGUCCAAACGCAUGUGUCAUGGGUGGAAACACAGAGAACAUGUAUGGUAAUUAUAAUUCAAAGGUAAGCAAUCUGGAUGUUUUUGCUGAAAAAGAAACAGAACAUGGAGUGAAGUCGGAGGAGUCGGCUCAUAGCCUUAGUGGUUUGAAGCUGGCAGUUAUUCUACAAGUGGCUCUAGUUGCUUUUUUGGUAAUUCUAUGGAGUUUCCGUUGCCACACCAGAUAUAGGAGGAGGCGUUCCCGCUGAAUUCAAAGAGACCUUGGUGUUUACAUGAUUUUGAAAUGUGGUUUCAUGUUCAUUAUGGUGCUAGGUACUCCAAAACUAUAUAGAACUUUCAGUAAUGGUGAUUGGAUAAACAACAUAAUGUAUAUUUUCUUCUUCAUUCACACCCAUUUUUGAACCAUUGUCCUUCAGUUGUUCAUUAUCUUCAAAACCUUGAGCGCCGUUAGAGUUCAAGCAGAAAUAAUAAACUAUGAGAAAAUUCCCAACUUUGUCAAUGUCAAUUAUUUGUAGUUAUGCAAAAUAUCAAAUCCCUUUUUUCAUCCUCUCCAUAAUCCAAGAGAGAAAAUUAUUUGUGAAAUGCUGCAGUAUUAGUACCUCUCAAACCUCACUGUAAACCCCACUGAGCCUAUUCCUACAUACUCUACGUUUUGGUCAUUUUCAAGUUUCACAAGCCCGUAUUAUGUACUCCUCUAGUAUGCUUGGUUGGUUGUAGCCGAAACACUUGCCCCAUUCUAUAUCUAAUAUUUGCCGGAGAAGCAAACUAUUGGAUAUCUUGACUGAAGGACUUGUAAUUUUCUUACUAUCUCAUCUUUGUACCAUCGAUCAGCUGUCUGAUGCUGUCAAACUCCUGAACGGCACGGGUAGAGCUGGAUGUGUUCCUGCUUUAGAGAAUUAUACAACACUGUUUUAGGUGAUUCACAAGGACAUUUUGAGGCGCCCCCCAGAUUUGAUGAAGCAAAUGGUGAAAUCUAGGGUCAGCCCUGAGACGAGGAACCAUUAUGAAAUUAUUGGCAGAGCUACGGUCUAAAUGGGAAAUAUGGAAAGCUUGACAGAAUUCAUUUCCUGGAGAUAGUCUUAUCCAGUCGGAUUUAAACUAUGUAGGUUGCAAUGUGUGAUCGAAUGGUUGUUGAUUGCUUGACGAGUGUACCAAAUUGCAACAACAGUAUAGAAAUUAAGAUCAUUGUUUUGUUAUUAA